CGGGUAGCAGGUGCGCGCUGGAAGCCAGGUUGAUCGUAAUGCCGACAAGAUGGCAAUGUUACAAACUUUCCAGCAAGAAUACAUGCAAAUGCCCCCUAUUACGAGGGCAUAUACGACAGCAUGUGUAGUUACAACGUUACUGGUGCAACUAGAGGUCCUCACACCUUUCCAUUUGUACUUCAAUCCAGAGUUGAUAUUCUAUCAUUAUCAACUAUGGCGUCUAGUUACAAAUUUCACCUUCUUUGGGACGAUAGGCUUCAAUUUUCUAUUCAAUAUGAUCUUCCUGUACCGUUAUUGUCGCAUGUUGGAGGAGAGCUCAUUCCGAGGGCGGACGGCAGACCUGGUGUUCAUGUUCUUUCUCGGAGGAUUCCUUAUGACUGUUGUUGCCUUGUUUGUAAAUAUAGUAUUCCUUGGCCAAGCAUUUACAAUGAUGAUAGUUUAUAUAUGGAGCAGAAGAAACCCUUAUGUCAGAAUGAACUUUUUUGGUCUGAUGAACUUCCAGGCUCCAUAUCUAGCAUGGGUUCUGCUAGCAUUCUCAUGGCUGCUGGGGAAUGUUAUCACUGUUGAUCUUAUGGGAAUUGCCAUUGGCCAUAUUUAUUUUUACUUGGAAGAUGUAUUCCCAGAACAGCCUGGCGGUUUCAAGAUUUUAAAAACUCCUGCAAUUUUAGUGAUGCUUUUUGAUGCUCCAGCUGACGACCCUAACUAUGCUCCAUUGCCGGAAGAGGAGCGGCCUGGAGGGUUUGCGUGGGGAGGAGAGGGCAACCAACAAGACCAGGACCAAUAAGGAAACAGUCGGUGAAACAAAAAUCAUCAUCAGAAGGGAGUGUAUACUGGUGUGUGUGGCAAGCAUUUGGAUAUACGAUGUUCAGAACUCUUUGCAUAAAGACUUUGCAGCAUCACUUAGGACAAUAUUCUUGUAAAAAUUGAUGUCGUUGUAUACGAUGAGAGGAAAAGUGAGAAACUUUUAUAAUGUAGAAAGCUGUACAAGGGACACUGGAGGGAACAUUCAUGUAGAUUCUUCAUAAUUUUCAUAUUGAAAUACCUUACCGUGUGCUGAUUGCUAAUCUAAUCUGAUUUAUCCCGGUUUUAGAAGAUUUCCUUCCCAUUUUCACUUUGGACUGUUAUCUUUUUAGGUCUUGAUUCAAAUUGAAAAGUUUUUUUUAUCCCUCUUUUAGUUUUUUUACUUUCAUCAAUCAAUCUGUGAAAUUCUCAUUCCCACUUCUUGUGCAUCUGAGGUAGAUUUAUAAUCUGUUGGUGCCAUUAUGUUUUUGUUAGGACAUGGGAGUGUGUGCCUGUGCUUAUGCAUCAAGUUUCUGACUCUAAAUACUUUCCAAUGUUUUAUCUAUGUAUGGUGCAAUUCAGAUGCUGUAUUAUUUGAGUAUUUGGGGCAAAAGCAUUGUCAACCAGCCUGUAGAUCAGUAAAAGUUGAGGUUUAUGUUGAAUUUGGGCUUAAGUUGUUGACUAUGAUAAAUUUUGCCUUGAAGCUUACUUUAUCAUCCAAGAAUUCUCAUUUUCUGUACUGUCCAUUUCAUUGCACAUGAGAUAUUUUCAUCAUUAAAU
This is a messenger RNA of Lineus longissimus, 1560 nucleotides long. Its product is annotated as derlin-2-like. Gene Ontology annotation, biological process: endoplasmic reticulum unfolded protein response. NCBI's taxonomy places the organism in Eukaryota, Metazoa, Nemertea, Pilidiophora, Heteronemertea, Lineidae. The coding region runs from base 50 to 784 and encodes 244 amino acids. The transcript is spliced from 6 exons. The record is from RefSeq and is a predicted model, not a curated record. Gene Ontology annotation, cellular component: Hrd1p ubiquitin ligase ERAD-L complex; endoplasmic reticulum membrane. Gene Ontology annotation, molecular function: misfolded protein binding; ubiquitin-specific protease binding.